This is a messenger RNA of Zootoca vivipara (common lizard), 2558 nucleotides long. RefSeq names its product transcription factor 21 (gene TCF21). The record is from RefSeq and is a predicted model, not a curated record. Gene Ontology annotation, molecular function: DNA-binding transcription factor activity, RNA polymerase II-specific; protein dimerization activity; RNA polymerase II transcription regulatory region sequence-specific DNA binding. Gene Ontology annotation, biological process: developmental process; regulation of transcription by RNA polymerase II. NCBI's taxonomy places the organism in Eukaryota, Metazoa, Chordata, Lepidosauria, Squamata, Lacertidae.
CCGUCCGAAGGCGGGCGAGGGAGGGAGGUCCAGGAGGGGAUCCGAGGCGCGGCGGGCUCACCCGCCUGCGGCUGCCCACUCCCUUCCCUCUCCCCACUCCGCCCAGGUGGCAUCUGCCGCCGCUGCCCCCCCUUCCCGUUGCCACCACCAUGUCCACGGGCUCCCUGAGCGAUGCAGAAGACCUUCCCGAGGGGGAGAUGCUGGAAUGCGACGGCAGCCUGAAGAUGGACAGCUGCUCCCCGACGCCUCGGUCUCUGCCGGCGCCUCCGGCUCCCCACCGCUGCCACGAGAGCAACGACGAGGGCUCAGUCGGAGGCGGCGAUCGGGUCUCCCCUGCCAAGGGCCGAGGCGGCGCCCCCUCGUCGGGCAAGCGGAAGAAGGCGCCGGGCAAGAAGAGCCCGCUGGGCGGCGUCGGGGCGCUGGGCCCCGAGGGCAAGCAGGUCCAGCGGAACGCGGCCAACGCCCGCGAGCGCGCCCGCAUGCGGGUGCUGAGCAAAGCCUUCUCCCGCCUCAAGACCACCUUGCCCUGGGUGCCGCCGGACACCAAGCUCUCCAAGCUGGACACGCUGCGCCUGGCCUCCAGCUACAUCGCGCACCUCCGGCAGAUCCUGGCCAGCGACAAGUACGAGAACGGCUACAUCCACCCCGUCAACCUGACUUGGCCCUUUAUGGUUGCUGGCAAACCGGAGAACGAGCUGAAAGAAACAGGGAGCACCACUCGGUUGUGUGGCCCUACAGCAUCCUGACCCAAGAUGUCCAAGCCUGGGAACAACAACCUUGUUUGCAUGCAGGGGUUUCUGCCUGUGCAUGCAAGAGUAUGUGGGCUUACUGGUGUGCAGGACUGGCGGUGGUGAGAAAUGAAGGAGCCGACCAGAUCGCUUCCCCGUGAGGAAUAAAAACACACCCUAAAUCUGAAGAGACGACCACAUGCACCAUGCCAAAGGAAGAAGGGAAAAAAUCCCACAGUGCAUGUAUUUAACUUUAUUAACUUGUAUAUAUUUGACUAUCCUACAACAACGCCUUGCUGGUUCAAGAGCUGUUUUCUGGAUUCCUCCAUCUAGACUUCGCCAUUGUCUGUUUUUGUGUGCCCCCCCCUUUCUUGUGAAAGACUGCGAUUCCUAGAAUCAAUUAUUUCGAUAGUCACAUCUCUCUCAAAGAAUUCACAUUAAAGAUAUUCUAUGGAUAUAUUUUCUUCAGACAGGCUUUGCUAUAUUUUGUUUCAAUUAAAAAAGGAAAAAACCACUGGUCCUUAGCAGGAAAGGAAAAUAGCACAUAUAGUGGCUUGGGUUGCUUUUUAAAAAUACAGUAUUUUUUUUAAAAAAGAAACUGCUGAGCAGGACCAUAUUAUCUGUUCAUCUGCAAACCUUAAAAUGGCACAAUGCAUUACAAUGCAAAAUUGUUUGACCCUAGAUUCCGGCGAAAUGUUUAUUUUUAUAAUUAAGAAGAGCUAGACUGUGUCCUUGCGGGGUGGGUGGUUUGGAGGGCUAGAAAAACAAAGCACAGGGGCUGCCAAACUUGUAGAAAGCACCCCACCCUCCAAAAUGUAAUGAGAGUUUUGAUUGGGAAGUGGAUGCAUUGUGACAUUAGUUGUGGAAUCAGAUGUUUUGUGAUGUUAGCUCAAUCCAGAAACUGAUAGGGGUGGAGGAACUAGAUUCUGAAACAUUUUCACUAUUAACAACUUAAACAGACUCCUGUGCAUAAGUAAAUUCAAUGGGUUGGCUAAAUAUAUAUAAGAUUAUCGCCUAAGACUAGGAUUAUCAUUUGCAAACAUGGUUAAUAUGGAAAUUGAUGUGGGAAACAGAGUUUUAAAUUGCCCGUGUACUGAAGAUGCUAUAGGGAGCACUUUUUACUGAAGAUGCAAACUAUGUCUUCGACUUCUAGUAUAGAGUGCGUCCCUUUUGAAUGUUGCCAAUGCAAAGAUUGAAAGUGGAAGAGCGCUGCUUGGAAGUAAGCACCAUUUCUUUCAAUGGAGUUGUCUUGAAGCAAGGUGCUUGCAGGAUUUAAAAAAAUUGUUUCCUAUUGGGAAAUAUGUUCUGUGGUUUCAAAGGGAUUUGAUGCCCAAUGUGUGUCUAGAAUUAGGUUGCUGGCUUUGUUUGCUUUCAGUGGGAUUGCUCUUAAGCCAUUUUGUUUGAAAAUGUGCUCCACUUUCAAUGGCACAUAUACAUAAUGUGUUUAGGAUGUGGGUGCAACACGGAGAAAAGUUAUGAGUUUACAUUUUAACAUCCUUGUUCAGCUGUCCAUCUUCCUUUAUGUCGAAUAGGUUACUUUUUGGAAAACCAAAUUAUAGGUGGUAUCAAAUUAAGCUGUCUGUACCCCUUAAAUCUUCUAUGAAUGAUCCCCCAACCAUCCAGAAACAAUGGGGGCCAGUGAGGGGGAUGCAGUCAACAGAGCCAGUUUCUGCUUCUCAGGCUAACUUACUUCACAAGGUUGUUGUGAGGACUAAAUGAGGGAGAACCAUGUACUCCAACUCAAGAGGAAAAGGUGGGAAUAAAAUGCAACCCCCCCCCACAAAACUAGGGUUGCCAGACUCAAUAGUGGACAGGACUUCUGUGCCUUUA